Messenger RNA from Lactuca virosa, 1196 nucleotides. Lineage: Eukaryota; Viridiplantae; Streptophyta; Magnoliopsida; Asterales; Asteraceae. The record is from the annotation of a GenBank genome assembly.
AUGACUCCUUGGUACCGACGGGAACACUGUUCCAUCUACUUGGUACAUCACAAAAGGAAGCUACCGGAGAAUGGUGUUCUCUAUUCAAAGUUGACUCAAAAAAGGAAACAAGUGGAAGACGAAAGAUCAAAUGGUACGAUCAGCAAGUUCCUAGGAGGCGUAAACCACACCUUAAGAAAACUCAUAUUUCGUGUCAUUUCUUCACGCCCGAUUCCAGAACACAUCGCCUUCAUCCUCGACGGAAACCGAAGGUUUGCCAAGAAAUGGAAGCUCACGGAGGGUGCUGGUCACAAAGCCGGAUUUUUCGCACUCAUGGCAGUCCUAAAAUACUGCUACGAGAUAGGAGUUAAGUAUGUCACCAUCUAUGCAUUCAGCCUCGACAAUUUCAAUCGACGCCCUGAUGAAGUCCAAUACGUAAUGGACUUGAUGCAAGAAAAGAUCGAAGGGUUUCUAAAUGAACUUACUCUUAUAAACCAAUAUGGCGUUAGAGUCUUGUUUAUUGGCGAUCUCGAUAGGUUAUAUGAACCCGUAAGGAUUGCUGCUGAGAAGGCCAUGGAAGCCACCGCUAAAAACUCACGUACAUAUCUCCUAGUAUGUGUUGCAUACACUUCUUCCCAUGAAAUCCCACGAGCCAUCCACGAAGCUUGUCAAGAAAAAAGUGAGGCUAAUAGCAUACGUAUAAUGAAUGGAAACAUGAAUACCGACAUAAAUCAUGGAGGUCAAUCGGUGAUCAAAGUGGUGGAUCUUGAGAAGCAUAUGUACAUGGGAGUGGCUCCGGAUCCUGAUAUUCUAGUGAGGAGCUCCGGAGAGACAAGGUUAAGCAACUUUCUGUUGUGGCAAACCACCAACUGUUUCUUGUAUUCCCCCAAAGCUUUAUGGCCAGAGAUGGGGUUCUGGCAGGUGGUUUGGGGGAUCUUGGAGUUCCAGAAAAACUAUCAGUACUAUGAGAAGAAGAAGAAACAGGCUUAAGGAUGUAUCUUUAAGUAAAAAUAUUUUCCUUUGAGUCGGUUUGCAGUGUGUCGUCAGAAUUAAUGGGAUUUUUCUUCUCAAUAUGAACUUUCAACUUUGGGUCGAUAAUAAUAUGUCUGAAUGCAAUGUUAUACAUACGUAAAUGCUUGUCUCAUCAAGUAAAUCAACUUGAUAUGUUUAUUUGGAAUAAGGGCAUCACAAAUCAUAAAUGGAUUGGGACAUCAUGA